AUGGGUAUUCACGGCAUCUACAAAGAGAUCGGCCCCGGAGACCGCAUAGCCCUGUUGAAGCUUGCUGUGGACAAGUUCGAAGAGACCGGACGUCCACUGCGCAUCGCCAUUGACACAUCUAUCUGGCUGUUCCAGAUCCAAUCCGGCAAAGGCGGCACCAACCCUGCGCUUCGCACCUUCUACUACCGCCUAUUGCGCCUUCUCUCGCACUCAAUCCACCCGCUUUUCGUCUUCGAUGGCCCGAACAAGCCUCCGUUUAAGCGCAACAAGCGCACCGGCCCCAACGUCGCCUCGAUCCCCGAGUUUCUCGCCAAACAGCUACUGAAACAAUUCGGCUUUCCCUUUCAUAUCGCUCCCGGCGAGGCAGAAGCCGAGUGUGCUCUAUUACAACGGGAGGGGAUUGUGGAUGCCGUCUUGAGCGAGGAUGUCGACACCCUCAUGUUUGGAAGCCGCGUUACCCUGCGGAAUUGGUCGCCCGAGCAGAAAUCGAGCAAGGUGCCCACACAUGUCAAUUUGUAUGAUGCGGAAAAGACGAAGUCUGGCCCUGCGGGCCUCGAUCGGGAGGGCAUGAUCCUUGUGGCACUCAUGAGCGGAGGAGACUACCUGCCCGAAGGAAUUCCCAACUGCGGCCCGAAGCUCGCGUGCGAGGCCGCUCGAGCUGGUUUCGGUAGCCGGCUGUGUGCAAUUGGAAAGAAGGACACUGCUGCUUUGCAGACUUGGCGCGAAUCCCUUAUCCAUGAGUUACGCACCAACGAAAGCAAGUUCUUCAGAUGCAAGCACAAAGCCCUCGCCAUUCCGGACGAGUUUCCUCGUACGGAUAUACUUGCAUACUAUACAAAACCAGCCAUCUCUUCGCGGGAUGGCUUGGAAAGGCUGAAGAGGAGCCUUCGUUGGGAUCAGGAAUUGAACUUUCCGGAACUGCGAACCUUCACCGCGGAUGCCUUCGAAUGGGUGAAGGUCACCGGAGCGAAGAAAUUCAUCCGUAACCUUGCCCCAGCACUGCUUGUUCGGAAUCUAUGCCUACGUGGCCAAGCCGCCGCUGAAGACGCACUGUCUGAGGACCCUGAGAUCAUAGCAGCCGACGAAGCAGCACUAGUGACGAGCAUCCAUGGCAAGCGCCAACACCCUUCGACUGACCACACCACCGAACUCCGCAUCGCAUUUUCGCCCAUUGGCAUUGUAAAUAUUGAUUUGGAUGCUGAAGAGCCGGACGAUGAACCGGACCAAGACGAAGACGAGGACGAGGAGGGACUCGUGGACGAAGACGGCGAAGCGCCGAAGAAGCGCGGACCCUAUCUCUACGAUCCUACCAAAUUGGAAAAGAUUUGGAUUCCCGAAAGCUUUGUUAAAGUUGGUACACCACUGAAAGUACAGGAUUGGGAGGAGGCUCAGCGGAAGAAAGCUGCACCGAAACCGGCAAAAGUCACCAAGCCUCGUGCCUCCAAGCCAGCGGCUGCUGGUGGGAUGCAAAGAGGAGCUUUGGAUCGAUUUGCUAAAAUCACCAAAGCUGGUGCUGCCCGCCCACCUGCAAAGCGUCGAUCUCCUACAAUUGAAAGACUGGACAUGUCAGGCAGUUCUGAGAAGCCGGAUGACCAACCCAGCAGCUUUCCUGUGGCGCCAUUGGCUCAAACGCGGAAGUCAUCCAGAGCGCCAAGUUCACCGCCGCGGACAAGCAAAGAACCCGUCUACAUCGACAUUCUGUCGUCUUCACCUGCUGCGCCAUCUAAGGAAGCGGAACCCCAGCCUCAACCUGCGGAUGAGCAUUACGGGUCUUCAAAUGCGACAAAGCGGAAAAUCGCUCCGAAUCAACUGUCUAUCAACGAAUCCAGGAAGGAGGGCCUACUCAAGAAAGAGUUUCCAGAACUCAAAAACCUGCACGAGCUAGAAGAACGGGUAGUUCACAAGCCCAAGGCCUAA
Lasiodiplodia theobromae is the source of this 1917-nucleotide messenger RNA. Its product is annotated as DNA repair protein. Lineage: Eukaryota; Fungi; Ascomycota; Dothideomycetes; Botryosphaeriales; Botryosphaeriaceae. The transcript has 4 exons. Gene Ontology annotation, molecular function: crossover junction DNA endonuclease activity; 5'-flap endonuclease activity. The record is from RefSeq and is a predicted model, not a curated record. The coding region runs from base 1 to 1917 and encodes 638 amino acids.